Messenger RNA from Amaranthus tricolor (Joseph's coat), 1875 nucleotides. RefSeq lists its product as uncharacterized. Gene Ontology annotation, cellular component: CCR4-NOT complex. The record is from RefSeq and is a predicted model, not a curated record. The transcript has 12 exons. Bases 237 to 1535 code for a protein of 432 amino acids. NCBI's taxonomy places the organism in Eukaryota, Viridiplantae, Streptophyta, Magnoliopsida, Caryophyllales, Amaranthaceae. Gene Ontology annotation, biological process: negative regulation of translation; mRNA catabolic process.
GCGCAUUAUUGAAUCGGAUAAUUGAUUAGAACAACACGAGGGAAUACCACACUUGCACUUGCACUUGCACAACAUAUUUUUCCCCAAGGAAAAUGACAAAAAAACCAGGGACAUUUUGGGAAAACAAUGGGAAAAGAUAACAAUAACAAUCUAAUACUCCAUCCUCCAGGGCGAGGAGAUCAAAUUGGGUUUAGUUGAGUUCGUAUUCUUCUCCAUUUUCCUACGAACCUAACACGAUGAUUAGUGUCGAAGAAUCCAAGACAUUGAUUUCCCUGAUAAGUUCAGACCAAACAUCUUUCAGUGAAGUAAUGGCGGAUUUUAACUCUAAAUUCCCUUCCUAUCUCCACUUGAGAUUAUGCACUGCUCUCGCCACUCUUUUAGAGGAUAACCUCAUUCUUCUUCCAAAUCAACGUCUAUGCGCAUUUUGUAUAAUUUAUCAGGCAUAUUCUUCUCAACAAGUUUCAGAUAAUCCGUUUGUUUCUCUUUUGAUCAAUGCUGCAUCUAAGGAAGAAGGUUCUGAUUACGAGAGAGCACUGAUUAUCCAGUUCUUAGGUUCAACUGGCAACGGAAGUAACAAGGAGGUUUUUAAACAAUCUGCGUCGGACUAUAUUAAAGGAUUUGAUCCUUCAUCGAUUACCUUCCCAAGUCGUGAACAUUUGCAAGAGCAAUUUUGCAGUAAAGCUCAUCCAGAGCCAUAUAACUGCUUGUUUAAGAACGCUUCUGUUAUCAAUGUGAUUCCAGAUCCAGAUGUCCCACCUCAAUGUGAUACAUCUUCAGAAGAAUUUGACUACCAAGCUGGAGCAAUGCCCAAAAUAGGAUCUGGUAACAGAGAUGAGACUCUAACUGGGUUAUUAGAAAAUCUGUCUCUAGAGGGGCUAGAACCUAAGUGGAUUAGGCCUCUUCCACCACGGUUUCCUCUUCAAGAUGGAGAGCUGGUUUGGCUCAACCCUGACAAUAAUCAUGAGCUUUUAUGGGAUUAUGGCAUGUGCGCGGAUACAAGUAGAGGAGCGGCAGUGAGAGAUUUAAUAUCAAAGGCUUUGAAAGGACCACUUGCUCCUGCGCAACAAGAGCAAGUUCUAGUGGAGUUAGCAAAUGAUCCUAAGCUGGUGUAUCACUGUGGAUUGACUCCAAGAAAGCUUCCGGAGUUGGUGGAAAACAAUCCUCUCAUUGCAGUUGAAGUUCUUAUCAAGUUGAUGAAUUCACCCGAAAUUUCAGACUAUUUCACUGUUCUCGUCAAUAUGGAUAUGAGUCUCCAUUCCAUGGAAGUUGUCAACAGACUUACAACAGCUGUGAACCUUCCCACAAAAUUUGUACAUAUGUACAUAACAAACUGCAUAUCCUCUUGUGAAAAUAUUAAGGACAAAUAUAUGCAGAACAGGCUUGUCAGACUUGUAUGUGUCUUCUUACAGAGCUUAAUUCGUAAUAAGAUCAUCAAUGUUCAAGAUCUCUUUAUCGAAGUUCAGGCCUUCUGCAUUGAGUUCUCACGAAUAAGAGAAGCUGCUGGUUUGUUUAGGCUACUCAAAACUUUAGAAUGAUUCACAGACGAUCAAGCAGAGUAAUGCCUGUCACUUAGUUCAUCUUCGCCAUCAUUCCUAAUUUUGUUUGAUCAUUCUUGUAUAUAAUGACAUUGCUCCUCAAAUCUCAAUUAUAGAGUUUCUUAGGUCUUUGUACUUGUUCUUCUGAUAAGACAAAAUAUCAUUUACGUAAAGAGAUUAGAGAGGGGCAAAUGUACUUCAAUCUUGUCUUCCUUGGGUUUAUAUUGAAAAAUUGGUACAAUUCUCGCUUAUUAGUUUUUUUCUGACCACUUCUUCCUCUGUGAAGUUUGAAAUGACAUUAUUGCAAUUAAGAUUUUGACAUGGAUUGCUGGAUUUUGAA